AUGCCCUCCACUUCUCUGUCGGCCGCCGCUGGCGGUAAUGCCAACGACAACAUCACCCGUUUCGAACCUCCUAGCCGCGUCCUCUCACCCCUCAACCACGCCCUCUUCCACAACAAGACACGAUGCUUCGUAUAUGGCAUGCAACCACGAGCCGUGCAGGGCAUGCUCGACUUUGACUUCAUUUGCAAGCGCUCCACCCCCUCUGUAGCCGCGAGACCCUCCCUCCCCGUCUACCAGGACGUCGAGAAGGCCAUUGCUAAGCACCCCGAUGUCGACACCGUUGUCAACUUCGCCUCUUCCCGUUCCGUCUACCAGUCCACCAUGGAGUUGAUGCAAUUCCCCCAGAUUCGCUCAAUUGCCAUCAUUGCCGAGGGUGUCCCCGAGCGUCGUGCUCGUGAGAUCCUGGUUACUGCCAAGGAGAAGGGUAUCACUAUCAUCGGCCCCGCCACCGUCGGUGGUAUCAAGCCUGGUGCUUUCAAGAUCGGUAACACUGGUGGUAUGAUGGACAACAUCGUUGCCUCCAAGCUCUACCGCAAGGGGUCCGUUGGUUACGUCUCCAAGUCUGGUGGUAUGUCCAACGAGUUGAACAACAUCAUCUCCCAGAACACCGACGGUGUCUAUGAGGGUGUUGCUAUCGGUGGUGACCGUUACCCCGGUACGACUUUCAUUGACCACUUGCUUCGUUACCAGAACGAGCCCGAGUGCAAGAUCCUUGUUCUGCUCGGUGAGGUCGGUGGUGUUGAGGAGUACCGUGUGAUCGAGGCUAUCAAGAACGGCACUAUCACCAAGCCCAUUGUGGCCUGGGCUAUCGGCACUUGCGCCAGCAUGUUCAAGACUGAGGUUCAAUUCGGCCACGCCGGUGCCUCUGCUAACUCUCAGCUCGAGACUGCCGUUUACAAGAACAAGGCUAUGCGUGAGGCCGGCAUCCACGUCCCCGACACCUUCGAGGAACUGCCCCACGUCCUGAAGGCUGUCUACGAUGCUGAGGUCCAGAAGGGCAACAUCGUCCCUGCCGCCGAGCCUGUCGUCCCCAAGAUCCCCAUUGACUACUCUUGGGCCCAGGAGCUUGGUCUUGAGCUGCUGUACGCCGGUAUGCCCAUCUCUGAUGUCUUCCGUGAGGACAUUGGUAUUGGCGGUGUCAUGUCUCUUCUGUGGUUCCGUCGCCGUCUGCCUCGCUACGCUAGCAAGUUCUUGGAGAUGGUGCUCAUGCUUACGGCUGACCACGGUCCCGCCGUGUCUGGUGCUAUGAACACGAUCAUCACUACCCGUGCCGGCAAGGACCUGAUCUCUGCUCUGGUCUCCGGUCUCUUGACCAUUGGCUCUCGCUUUGGUGGUGCGCUGGACGGUGCCGCUGAGGAGUUCACCAAGGCCUUCGACAAGGGUCUCAGCCCCCGUGACUUCGUCGACAUCAUGCGCAAGGAGAACAAGCUGAUCCCCGGUAUCGGCCACAAGGUCAAGUCCCGUAACAACCCCGAUCUCCGUGUCGAGCUCGUCAAGGAGUUCGCGAAGAAGCAUUUCCCUUCUACCAAGCUGCUCGACUACGCCAUUGCGGUCGAGACUGUCACCACCUCCAAGAAGGACAACCUGAUCCUGAACGUUGACGGCUGUGUUGCUGUCUGCUUCGUUGACCUGCUCCGCAACUGUGGUGCCUUCUCCGGCGAGGAGGUCGAGGACUACAUGCGCAUGGGUGUCCUCAACGGUCUGUUCGUUCUGGGUCGCAGCAUCGGUCUGAUCGCCCACUACCUCGACCAGAAGCGCCUGCGCACUGGGUUGUACCGCCACCCAUGGGACGACAUCACCUACCUUCUCCCCACCCUGCAGAAGGGUGGUGCGGAAGGCCGUGUCGAGGUCAGCAUGUGA
Penicillium chermesinum is the source of this 1860-nucleotide messenger RNA. RefSeq lists its product as uncharacterized. The transcript is spliced from 5 exons. Bases 1 to 1860 code for a protein of 619 amino acids. Gene Ontology annotation, biological process: tricarboxylic acid cycle; fatty acid biosynthetic process; acetyl-CoA biosynthetic process. NCBI's taxonomy places the organism in Eukaryota, Fungi, Ascomycota, Eurotiomycetes, Eurotiales, Aspergillaceae. The record is from RefSeq and is a predicted model, not a curated record. Gene Ontology annotation, molecular function: ATP citrate synthase activity. Gene Ontology annotation, cellular component: cytosol.